GGAGAGACCAAAUGCGUUCAAACUAACACUUCGUGGCUACUUCGCCUUCAAGGAUUCAAGCUGUAAUCAACAACAAAAACAUUGCACCAUGCCCCGUGGUACGUACUCUAUUUGUCACACUACAGGCGAAUAUACUCUACAGAAGAGAGUUUAGUGUCACCACUUCUGCUUCAUCGGGCAGAGCUAUGUCAUCAUUGCCUGUUCUCCCAUUUAUAGUCAUAACUGGCCCUCCUGGUGUUGGCAAGACUACUUUGGUUUGUAAGCUGAUGAAGCAGCUCCAAGAGAAGCAGGUUUCUGUUGCAGGAUUCUACACAACUGAGAAGCGUGACACUCAUGGCAACAGAAUUGGCUUCAAUAUUGUUACUACAGAGGGCAUGACAGCUCCUCUGGCAGCUAUUAAGAGUGAUGGAGAUGGCACGAGACUACCCAUGAUUGGUCGCUAUGCUGUUGACGUGGUGGGCUUUGAACGUGUUGCUCUUCCUCUUAUGGAAAAGGCAAGUAGUGCUGGUGUCGCCAAAGCCUCGGUGUUUAUCGUGGACGAGGUUGGCAAGAUGGAGCUGCUGAGCGAUACUUUCUGCCGAGCCCUCGCGUCCCUGCUGGACCAGCGACGCUGCGCCCUGUUGCUCACCAUCCCAGUGGCGGGCCGUGGCCGACCCCUGCCCGUUGUUGAGCGAAUCCGGGGCCACCCCCACGCCCUGCUAGUCACGCUGAAUCGGAGCAAUAGGAACGACGCUGCUCUGCACCAUCGUCUCCUAGAGGCUCUUACUCCACACUAGCGUUCCCUCUGCUAGAGUUAGUACCUAAUACUUUAUCUUAGUUAUUACGUAGUGUUUAGUUAUUCUCUAGUGAUAAAGGGAGAUCUCAUAGUUAGACAGCCAUGAAUAGCUGCAUGGAAUUCGUUUGGAUUUUGUGCCCACUUUAGCCCUCCCAUAGGAAAUAUAUUUGACCAAUCAUUAAGAAUUGUUAUCUUUCAUACAUUUAUAAGGUAGGUAUUUUCUUACUUACGAGUUGUCAGGCAUGAAUGGUAAAUACCUGCUCAAAAUUUCAAGAUCAUUAUGUCCUCUCCGCAACAGAACAUUUAUUAGUAUUGAGCUAGUACUAACACGGCUUGAAAGCACAAUUAACUAGUUUUGAAGUAUGUUUCCUUGUCAAAAACUUAUGUUUUUAACUAUACGGCAGGUUAAUUUUGUAGGCUAUUUCAUCAAUUAUUGAAUUUUUACUACAUUUCAUUUUAUUUUUUGCAUUUAUAUUUCUCUUGUAUCUCCUCAUGCAGCAAUAACUAUAGAAUAUAAAUAAGUUUUCUUAUCCUUCUCUGGUCUAUGGUAGCCUCCUAUAUCUUCACAAUU
Molecule: messenger RNA, 1346 nt
Organism: Hyalella azteca
Lineage: Eukaryota; Metazoa; Arthropoda; Malacostraca; Amphipoda; Hyalellidae
Product: cancer-related nucleoside-triphosphatase homolog
Exons: 6
Coding region: 186-776 (196 amino acids)
Molecular function (GO): ATP hydrolysis activity
Source: RefSeq, a predicted model, not a curated record